Messenger RNA from Paramecium sonneborni, 561 nucleotides. The record is from the annotation of a GenBank genome assembly. Lineage: Eukaryota; Ciliophora; Oligohymenophorea; Peniculida; Parameciidae.
CUUAAAUAAUGAUAUGCUUAAAAAAGAAUUAAGAAUAAAUACUAUCAGGAGCAGAGAUGUAUAAUUAAUAUCAAUAAUGGAUGCACAUAAAGAUUAAUUUUAUAAAUGCUCAUAAAGCAGAGCCAUUUAUAAUAACUAGUGUAGAUGAGAAAAACAUAAAAUUAUGAUUAGAAUUUCAUCCAAAAGAAAAGGAGAGAAGUUAUAAUUUUAGAUUCUAAAGAUCAUACUUUAAGUAUAAGGAAAUAAAUUGUAAUUUAUGAAAAUAAAAUUUUGAUAGAUAUUGGAUAUUAUCCUGUCAUUAAUAUAAUUAUUACUUUGCUUGUGGUUCAGCUACAAUUUUAUAGUUAUUCAUCUUACAUAAAGAUCUCAUAUUUCUUCUUCUAGUUAAUGAGAAAUAUUUUAUACAUGGCUGAAUAAAAUAAUAUACUGGGUUGUAUUCUAUUGAGUACUAUAAUGCAAAAUAAAUAUAAUAUGUAGAUUCAUACUUGUUUGUAUAAAAUUAAUUAUCUCUCGCUAUCUUUAUUUAAUAAUUAUAGAAAUUAAAUGAUAGUCCAAGAAUGA